Molecule: messenger RNA, 2478 nt
Organism: Myxocyprinus asiaticus (Chinese sucker)
Lineage: Eukaryota; Metazoa; Chordata; Actinopteri; Cypriniformes; Catostomidae
Exons: 1
Coding region: 363-1238 (291 amino acids)
Source: RefSeq, a predicted model, not a curated record
CCUUCUAUUGCACAACAGAGAGGGUGUCUGCAUGUCCGUUCUCAUCUCAUUCAGUAGAAGAAUCAUAUAGCAGCCCGGAUUCGGAGCACUAGUUGUGCUUCAGGCAAGGUGAGACUGCUAUGUCCAUUGGUCCGGUAGUGCUCUGGAAGCGUCUCUGAAUGGAAUAAUUUCCAAACGCUGUCGGAAUGGUAUGGUACAUUUGCAAAAUUAUAGGAGUGAUGAAUGGAUGAAAAACACAGAUAAUCGACAAAUGCUGUAUAUUCUAUAUAUGAACCAAGAAACAGUUCUCUUGAUUUAGCGGUUAAUAGCAAACGUUUAAAACGGACGGCAUCAAGGCGCAAAGAGGGAGAAACCACGGGAACAUGAGGGAGCGGGACUUUAUGCCAAACAUGGAACGGGGCAAACCUGCCACAUACACGGGAGACAAAAAAGCAAAAAUGGCUGCUAAAACCAAUAAAAAGUGGGUGAGACUGGCUACUGUCUUUGCAUAUGUCUUGUCCGUGUCUUUGGCUGCUAUAAUACUGGCCAUUUAUUACAGUUUGAUAUGGAAGCCGACGUCUGCUUCUUCGUCUGGACGCUCAGAUGUUUUGGUGACGGCCACAACUAUCCCCAUAAACCCAAAUAGUAUCACUUCUAGUGAUGUCUCAUCCAUGAGCAAGACAAACAAUGCAUCAAGGGUCAACCUGAGAUCAACACAGACUCCCAGUAGCAGAGGUCAUGUGGGCUUUUCCAGUACCUUUACAACCAAAGCAAAGAAUACUGCUCACACUGGACCUUUAGAAUCAGUGCAAAGCCAUAUUCACGAAAAAACAGGACAAUUCAUUACAGCAAAAGUAAGCCAUUCUAGUAUUCUCCUCGCAGGUGCAUCAAGUGAACCUUCUAUGUCACAAGGAGUCACAGAGGGCACAAAAGACAUGCAUGUUUCACUUGUGGAUAUUGGAACCAUUUCCACAUCUUCUGCCAAACAAGACUUGCAUUACAGUUCAGGGACUGGUGCCGCAGAGAAUCAGCCAUUGGAGUUCAUUCGUACCCAAGAGUCAUACUUGUGGGAUUCAGCAUCUCCAAAUUUCAAUCUAUUUCAACAGCCCACAACUGACCAGGCUUCUUGGACAAGGUACAGUGCAGGACCUGAUGUCUCCUCUUUGACAGAACAUGAACUGGAAUUAAUGGAGGGCUCCUCUCCGUUGCAAGAGGAGAUGGUUACCAAGGACACAGAGAAUGAAGCAAUUGGUGUGUGACACCAGAUUAUUUGUGUGCCACAUGAUUAUUUGACAUUAAUGGCGAUGACAGUGCAGUGCAAGAAAUAAGAGCCAAGACUCAUUUGUCAUACAGUUUCUUUCUCUCUCUCACUCUCUCUCUCUCUCUCUCUCUCUCUCUCUCUCUCAAGGGUAGAAACUGUGUUGACCAGCUUUGGAAAGUUCUAUAAUGGUUGUUACAUUAUGGGCUCUGAAAUAGAAUAAUGAUAACUCAUGAGUAACAGCUUACUCGUGAGGUUUUGUUUUUUAAUGUAAUAUGUAUAUGAGGUGUUUCAUCCUUUGAAAGAACUGUGGAAAAUGAGCCAUUCAUGCCACGGACAUUGGACAUACAUCCUUCAGUAGCAUUUAUUUAAUUGUGUUUUAGUUGUGAGCAAGUUAAACAAACCUAUUUAAAGGGAUAGUUCACCCAAAAAGGAAAAUUCUCUUAUCAUCUACUCACCCUCAUGCCAUCCCAGAUGUGUAUGACUUUCUUUCUUCUGCUGAACACAAACAAAGAUUUUUAGAAGAAUAUUUCAGCUCUGUUGGUCCUUACAAUGCAAGUGAAUGGUGACCAGACCUUUGAAUAGGGAUGGGAAUCGUUAGGAAUUUAACGAUUCUGAUUCCUCUCAACAAUUCCAGCUCCUUAAUGGUUCCAAUUAACGAUUCUAGUAGUUCUUUUUAGGAAGAAUGAUUUGAAAAUGAGAAAUGCAAUUCUUAUUGGAUUUACUGUCCUCUGCUGUCUGUUGCCAAAUGAUGAGAUCCUUUAAGAUUUCUACAGAGCAGAUAUAACAAAUUUAGAAAUACAUUUAAUAAAAUUCUUGUAAAAGGUGUGUUUGCUGACUUUUUAGAGACAUAUAUCCAAUCCAAUAAUUGAUCCUAACUAGGCUAUAUCUGGACUGGAUCUAAACAAACAAGAAAUGUGAAGGCAUAUUUAAUUAAUUUAUUUUAUUUAAAUAUAAAAUUCCUUGUAUUAUAAAACUCGUGUAUCUUUAAUUAAACAUUGAACCCAGAACCGUUUCUCAGUUCCCAACCCUACCUUUGAAGCUCCAAAAAUUACUUAAAGGCCACAUAAAAUGAAUCUGUAAGAUUCCAGUGGUUAAAUUCAUAUCUUCAGGAGCGAUAUGAUAGGUGUGGGUGAGAAACAGAUCAAUAUUUAAGUCCUUUUUUUUUAACCAUAAAUCUCCACUUUCACAUUCUUUCACAUUUUGAAAAAGUUUUAUGUGGCCUUCAUGUGUUUGUUUGU